CGCCGCGGCGCCCCGGGCUGCCUUGCCCAUCCCAUCCCAGGACAUCCCAGCCCUGCCCAGCCCAGGACCUCCCAGCGUUGUGCUCUCCUGCAUGCGGGAGCGGCGUCGGCCCGCUCCGCCAGCAUGUCCGCCCGCUGCUGCGCCGGCCAGCUGGCCUGCUGCUGCGGUACUGCUGCUUGUUCCUUGUGCUGCAAAUGCUGCCCCAAGAUAAAGCAGUCAACCAGCACCCGCUUCAUGUACGCGCUUUACUUCAUCCUGGUGACCAUCAUCUGCUGUGUCAUGAUGUCCACAACAGUAGCUAACGAAAUGAAAACUCACAUUCCCUUCUACAAGCAGAUGUGCAAGGGUAUUCAGGCGGGUGAGAUGUGUGAGAAGCUGGUGGGAUACUCUGCAGUGUACAAAGUCUGUUUUGGAAUGGCCUGUUUCUUCUUUUUAUUCUUCUUGUUCACCAUCAAAAUUAACAACAGCAAAAGUUGCCGAGCAUACAUUCAUAAUGGAUUCUGGCUUAUCAAACUUAUAGUUCUGGCAGCAAUGUGCUCAGGAGCCUUCUUCAUUCCUGAUCAGGACACUUUCCUCAAUGCUUGGCGCUAUGUAGGAGCAACAGGAGGGUUCCUUUUCAUUGCCAUUCAGCUCAUCCUGCUGGUUGAGUUCGCACACAAGUGGAAUAAAAAUUGGACUGCCGGGGCAAACCACAAGCAGGUGUGGAACGGCCUGCUUGCCCUGGUGACUCUCACGCUGUACUCCAUUGCCGUGGCAGCCCUGGUGCUCAUGGCUCUGUUCUACACGCGCCCGGAGGGCUGCCUGCACAACAAGGUGCUGAUCGGGGUGAACGGCGGCCUGUGCCUCCUGGUGUCCCUGGUGGCCAUUUCGCCCUGCGUCCAGAACCGCCAGCCCCAUUCUGGCUUGCUGCAGUCAGGAGUCAUCAGCUGCUAUGUCAUGUACCUCACUUUCUCAGCACUAUCCAGCAAACCACCAGAAACAAUCCUGGAUGAAAACAACAGGAAUAUCACAAUCUGUGUACCAGAAUUCAGUCAAGGCCUGCACAGAGAUGAAAACCUGGUUACUGGCUUGGGUACUACGAUUCUGUUUGGCUGCAUUUUAUAUUCUUGUUUGACCUCAACAACACGUGCAAGCUCAGAGGCACUGAGAGGAAUAUAUGCGACAGCUGAAACUGAAGUAGCUCGUUGCUGCUUUUGCUGUGUACCUGACGGAGACGCUGAUGCUGAAGAGCAUGUUGAGAAAAGGGGAGGCCAGACUGUGGUUUAUGACGAGAAGAAGGGCACAGUGUACAGUUAUGCCUACUUCCACUUUGUUUUCUUCCUGGCUUCUCUCUAUGUGAUGAUGACAGUAACUCAUUGGUUCCAUUAUGAAAGUGCUCAGAUUGAAAAAUUCUUCACUGGAACCUGGUCUAUCUUCUGGAUUAAGAUGGUCUCCUGCUGGGUUUGUGUCUGUCUCUACUUAUGGACUCUUAUUGCUCCACUCUGUUGCCCAACCAGAGAGUUCUCAGUGUGAACAGUCUAAAGGUCAUUUAAAGUUUUUCUCUUUUUGCUUUUCUCUUUUUUUUUUGGAAUGAGGAAACACCAAUUAUCCACUUAUCAUAAUCUACCAGUUAUUACAUUUUUAGUCAGACUAAACAAAUGAUUGAAGACUUCUUUUACCAUUUUUUAUUAUCAUGAACAAGCAUUGCCUAAGGGAACAAAUCUGUUUUGAAACUUUACAAUGCUUAUGUGUGGUGUGUAGAAUACACAGUUGUUGCAUAAACUGGAAUAAGUGAGGUACUCUUCAAAUAACUGGCAAUCUUUCUCUGGCUACAUUGACAAGAAAAGAAAUACUCAUGGUGCAGAUGGUAUCUUUUUACUUCCCAGGAAUGUUUGGUAUCUUCCAGCAAAUAUGCAUUAAUUCCUUUUUAUACUCUUUCAUUAACUGUUUCUUUUACAGUUUCCAUGAUGAUUUGGACUGCUGUUUUGUACAGCAUAUAAUACUUGUAAGUAGUAUCCAGAUAAUUUUUUUUCCAAAACCAUAUCUAAGUACUUCUGUAGAAAUAAGAGAAUAUAUAAAAUUUGACUGCCAAAGCAUCUACUAAAAAUUGUUUAUCUAAGUAUUAAAUAUAUUAAGUUAUUUUAUACCUAGAUUGAGAAAGGAAUGUACCAAUGAUAGUAAAGUAUUUAUUCUAUUAUUACUUUAAAGGCACAUCGAUAUUUUAUGCAAUUCAGAUUUAGCCCAGUUAAUAACUGAAUGGGAGUUCUACACGCAAAUUCUCAAACUGAAUUUUGCCCAAUUUUGCUUUGCCAGGUCACUCAAAAGUUGAGUGUACUGCAUGGGGAUGUAAGAUAAGGUACAUUCUUUAUUUACAUCAUUUGCUGUUGAGAAAAUGAUAGUUAGGGAGCACUGCCCGUUGCUGUUAAAUUUAAAAGUGGGGUGCUCAUUUACUUCUCUGCCCUGCUGUUUCCAGCUUGUCUCUAAAGGUCUCCCAAGUCUUCAGUUCUGUUUCCAUGACUAGUUUUAUAAUAUUUUACAUGCAUUGAUGGUCAGAAAAGGACUAUAGUGUGUCAUCAUCUUUUCUGCUUGUGUGUUUGUUGGAAAGUAUUUCUUCUAACUACUAUAUUUUUAUACUCCUCUGUUGAUAUUACUUUUGCUUUUGGGAUGGGAGUUAGCCAGCCAAUGUAUUAAUGGAGACAGAAAUUCUCUUGUAGAUCUCCUGUUCCAAACACUGUAGUAAGCAGUCAGAAAAGCAAAACCAGAAGACACAAAUGCAACAAGCAGCUGUCUUAGCACAAAUGACUUGAUGAUAUUAAACACUACCUUGUCACCUUUUUUUAAAUUAAUUUAAGCAGAUAAUUUGGUGGUAAAACGGCAGUUCAAAUGCCUUGAAUGCUGAAAAACGUUGAACCCCCAUAUUUAUCUGCAUUCUGGUGGGAUGAAUUUAUGACUUGAGCUAGUCCUGGUGGUUUUUGUCUUCUCUCACGCAACAUGUGUAUUCACACACAUGUACAACAGUGUAAAAUAUCAACCAAUUAGCAGCUCUCUUUUGAAAAAAAAUAUGAUUGAGCCUUAAAUCUUCAUCCACUGCUUUCUGCAAGUCAAAGAAAAGCACAACAUGGAUGCCAAUGGGUUGGCCAAAAGAUUUGCAUGCCUUAGUUGUUCUGUUGUAAUAAUUAAUGGCUAAUGCCCACCUGGUCAGUGAUCUUAACAUAUUGGAUCUUGAUUCUCGUCUUGUUUUCAUUGCCAUUUUUAGCUGCCUUGUUGUUAUGGUAUUCCAGGACUUCUGUCCUGUUUGGAGCUUCUACGGAUGUGAUCUUCCCUACCCUGUGCACUCUUACCUGAAACAAAAUAUUCAGGUCUGCAGUCCUGUCUACUUAUGCCACCUACGCCAGUGAUUAGAGCCUCAAAAUACAUGUCCUGAGAUCUGAGGGAAGGAGGAGUCUGUACAGCAGUGACUGCCUUGGUGUUCUUAUUUGCACCACGAAUUAAAAUAGCAAUUGAAGCUGGGCUUUGACACUGAGUUAGAAGAGCAACAAAUAACUCUGGACAGGGAGGCAGGUUUUCCUCUCUCCCUUUGCUUCUGCUGGGAGGUUCUGAUCCUGCCAAGAGCUCUGCUAGCAAGAACAUUUCUGCCUCCAUUUAGAGUCUUGCUACACAGAUACUUCUGCAGCUGAAGUAGGCCUUUAUUAAUGAUUUUCAAUCCAGAAGCAUUUAUUUGUCCAAUCUUUUAAGAUGAGAGCUUGUGGGCUGUGCAGUGAUGACUGAUAGUUGUCCCACCUAACUCACAGCAGCAAUUCUGACAAACAGUUUUGAUCCAGUGCUGUAGUUGUGUGCUACAACUGAAAUAGUCCAGGCUCAUGCCUUGCCUGAUCCUAAGAGGCGUGCAAGAUUUGCCUUCUAGUGCCAUAGAUGUUGCACUAUGAGAAACCAAGCUUGGUUGGGGCUUGUUUUUUUGCUUGUUUGUUUGUCUGGGGGUUUUGUUUGGAAUUUUUCUUUUUUUAGAAAUUAGCCAUGGUUUUUGUAACAGAACAAUCAGGGAAAGAAGCUUUAUGGAGGAAGGCACACACACUAUGCCAGGUUACAGGCUGCGAAAGGUUUUUGUUGUUUGGCUCUCAGACAUCCCAGUCACAACUGUGGAUGAUCUUAAUGCUGAUCUCGGUCCUUGGAUGCUCUUGUUUACGGAAACACUUAUUUUAUCUAGUAUUUGCAUCAGGGCUUUCUGCACCUCCUUAUGCUGGUGUUUAGGGAAAUAGCACAGAGGAAGCAAGGCUGUAAAAAGAAAGUCCACAGUGAGGCGUGGGUCCAUUCUUCUUACACAGCACUCACCUCACUGAGCUGCUCCUUCAUCCUUCCCUACUACUAACUAUUGACCUUAGACAUGUAGAUCUGCAGGUGUACACAGAGUAGGAAUAGGGCAGUGCCUGCUUACACAGUUUUGCCUACUUUGAGCAAAUGCUUGUUGGGGGAACCCCCAAAAAUAAAUAACUUUGAGGGCCUGUGUGUCCAUGGUGCCCUAGAUCCAGCUGUGGACUUCCAGGCCUUUCUAAGGAAUCAGUAACUAGUAGCACUUGGGUGUGCAAAGACUCUAGUUCCUCAUCAAGACAAGGCUUCCUGCUGGCCAGGCAAAUGUUACAGCCUUAGUGUUUGCUGUAAAAUCUGUACUGUGAACUUCCAUGUGCAACUACAUAACAAAAUCUUCGGCUCAGGUCAAGGAAUCAAAUUCCCAGCCCAUAGAUUCCAAACAGUUAAUGCAAAUGGGCUUAAAAAAAAACUUGUUAGGAAGUGCCUUCAUACUUACUGCUGUGAUAACUAUUAAUUCAGGUGGCGCUAGAACUGGAAAACCUGGACUGAGCCUGUGACUGGGUGGUGCUGCCUUGUAGCUUACACCAGUGUGUACAAGGCACAAUCAGACCUGGAUUGCACAUGGAAGACCAAACAAUCUGUGCUUGACAAACCUUUGGGGAUAAGACUGCUUCAGGUGUUACUGUGCAGUGGAAAAUUAAGUGGGAAAACUCACAAGUAGCCUGAUGCUUUUGUAAAUAAAUAAUUUUUUUACAUUUAAGCUGUAAACAGUUAACUUUCUCUCCCCAUACCUGAAAGUGCAGGUGACUGUCUGCUGAGGCAGUUCACAGCACAGUGUCUAUCCUGCCUUGUACCAUGUUUGUUCAUUGAAUUUGUUCCCAGACGUAAGCAGUGCAGCACUUCUGGCUCCUAGUGGAUUUGGGCUGCGAGAAAGCUUACAAAGACAGCAAGACCAGAGAACAUGUACUGUACUAAAUUUCCUCUGUUUAAAUUUAACUAAUGCUAUCUUUAGGAAACUUUUGAGGAACAGACAGUGUUGACAGAAGUCCUGCUGGGAAGGUGAAAUAAUUUUAUUGGCUUUUUUCUGCUUUGUCAAAUUUGCUGUCAUAAAGUCUAUAUGGGACUUCACUGCUGCACUAUCAUCUGAGACUGGAACAAUUUUACUUUUCUUUGUGAAGGCAACCAAGAGCCACAGUCAUGACCGGUUCUUGUUUGGGGUAAAAUAAGUGGGACAGACUCGGAGAGCAAGUGUCUGAAUCCAAGUAACUGGACUAACAAAUGAAAUAGUAAAACUUUACUAGGGAUGUGCGGAAAGCAGAUGGGUAUGCUCAUUUGCUGUUGGCCACAUAGUUCCUCAAAGUGUGCGGGCAGCCCUUGCAGCUGAGCUCCACUGCAGUCGCACAUCGAAGGUAUUGCAUGUUUGUGAUACUCUCAGCUUUCUCCUUCUAGCAUUUCCAUGAGGUUCAAACAGCUUCUGUGUGCCCAGCUGAUGUGGUAAGUCCUGCCUUGGUUGGGCUGCUUUCCUCUGAAAUGCAGAAUUCAGUGUUGCUUGUGUAUGUGUAGUCCAGAGAGAGGGAUUGUCCCCUCACAGAAUCAUAAACACUGCAUGUCUAUUUAUUUAUUUAUUUUGUGUUUUAGCACCUUUUUACAAGUCUAUAAGUGCUUUGAGGUUAUAAAUUACGCAUGUGUAAUGGCUUUGUCAGCUACUGCUGCAGCCAUUUCUGGGCUAGAACAUUGCUAUUAAUGAAGCAACCAUUGCACUUGUGAAAAAGCUGGUUUUUAACAGUUCUUUGGCUUUGAAUGAUGGCGUGAGGAAAACUUGGAUACUUAAGAUAGUGCGCUGCUUGAACUUUGGCUAGCAGCCCACAGUAUCAUGGGCAUCUCUGAACAGAUCAGCAACAGAGUAAUCCAUGAGGGUUUUUUAACUGCACUGUAAAGAUUUUAUAAACUGUUAGGCUUUUCUCCUAAGUUGAUGAAGCAAAAUACCACAAGACCAUACCCUUGUGGCUAAAUGAGUUGAGAUUAUCUACAGCUAAAAUUUUGCUCUCAUUUUCCUUCUGGGCUUUAGAAGCAAUGUCUUUCACCUGGAGGCUGUAUCUCCUUGUUUUACUUGCCUUUUUCUCCUUGGAUAUGUUUUUUAAAGGCACUGUUCACCUCCUUCAUUCCCAGACAACCUGCUGCCUAUCAAAUGGGAUGUCUUUGGUGCUAGAAACUAGCAAAGACCUCUUUGCCAAGUCUUACUGAUCCUUUCCUUUUCAUAGCAGGACAGCCUGCAGCAUUGAAGCAGAGGCAAGGAUCAUAGUUUAUUACAUGGAUCAGUUUUUCUCUGUGACAGCUGCUUCUUUGUUUUCCAAAGUGGCCUACGAGUUCUUGUGGGAGGGAAACACAUAAUGAACACCAUGACAUUUUACUUGUGUUUUCAGUUUUGUAAACAGUAGUUAAAAUUCAGUGUUUCACAUGACUGUACAAGUGAAUGCCAGGGGUCAAGUGCUUAGAAAGCUUUAGCUUUUUUACUCAGAAUGGGAUACAUAGCUUGGGAACUGGUGUUUCUCUGCAUUUUCUACAUCCUCAUGGCAGAGUGCCCAAGUGCCUAGGAUGGGGAUGUAGACACAGAAUUUGAAGCAGCAACUUUGAGACACUGGCAUGAUGACUGCUUUCUAAUGCCCAAGGAAAUUCUGUAGGUUUCAAGUAGGCCUUAAAUCCCAUUUGUUCAGGGGUUUUUAUCAAAUCUGGAUUUGAUUCUUUCCUUACCUGUUCAAUAAUGUUGUUUUUAAAAAGUUAGAAAUUAUAUCAGAUAUAAGCCAUGUUGGCUUCCCCACUGCCUGCCAGUCCCUGAUAGUUCCCAGUAUGUAGCCUACAGACAUUUUCACAGACUUGUUCAGAGCCACGUUUGUCAGCCUUGAAACCACUCCAGCAGCCCAAAGCUUCCAGGGAUUUGCUCACCAGAGCUGCAGGGUGCAGCACUGCAGCCAUGCUUUUGCCAAAGAAGCCUCAGCGUGAAGCCAAGAAGAAAGUGCAAAGCCAAGAAUUUUGGAAAACUAAGGGGAAGUAAUGGAUCACUGGACAUACCGUAGCUUUAGUUUUCCUCUUGCCGAUACAAGUCCAGGUGCUUAGAUGUCCUUUGGACAUCCAUGCAAACUUAAAGUGCGGAGAAUUAACUUCCAGAUGAAAUCAUUCUUCUUGUAAUAUACAAGCUGGGAAAAGAUUUACUAGGAACAUAAGGGUUCAGCUUUUGCUUUUUGUUCACCACUGAUGCGUGGUGUUCAGUCUCAUAUAUGCCAUGUUCAAAAGCUGGAUGCAAAAUAGUUGUCAAAAUAUAAACACAUUUUCUUAAUGGUGAGGGGAUUAUAAUUAGUCUUUUUCAAGGUUCUUUAUAUCUCAAGGGAACUUUUUGGUGUGUAUGUGUGGUUUUAUUUUAUUAAGCUGUAGCCCAGUGAAGUGGAAUUUUGCUAGUUUAUUUAACUUUUUUGCAAGUGUUGUGGUCUUUAGUAACUGUAAGAGUUUGACUUUAAGGAUUGGUAAAGAUUCCAGAAUUGUAAGAUCUUGCCUGUAAAAUAGUCAACAGCUUUGCCUUUUUAGCAUGUUAAUGGUUUUUAUGGACACUUCCUUUUGUAUACUGAGUGAAUGUAUUGUUUUAGAUUAAUGUUUAAUGGACCAAUAAAAUUUUUCUUACAUUUGAAA
This is a messenger RNA of Melospiza melodia melodia, 7965 nucleotides long. It is a transcript of the gene SERINC5, whose product is annotated as serine incorporator 5. Gene Ontology annotation, cellular component: membrane. The coding region runs from base 124 to 1512 and encodes 462 amino acids. The record is from RefSeq and is a predicted model, not a curated record. NCBI's taxonomy places the organism in Eukaryota, Metazoa, Chordata, Aves, Passeriformes, Passerellidae. The transcript is spliced from 12 exons.